Messenger RNA from Symbiodinium sp. CCMP2592, 813 nucleotides. The record is from the annotation of a GenBank genome assembly. NCBI's taxonomy places the organism in Eukaryota, Dinophyceae, Suessiales, Symbiodiniaceae.
AUGAAGCAGUUGGAGAGACAGCUGCUAACGAGACUCGCAACGCAUAUUCAUGACAAAGCGGAUGGAUGUUGGUUGUCGUUGCUCCUGGCUUUGAAAUUCACAUGGUCCGUGCACGCACCUCAGAAGUUGUCAUUGAAGCUAGCUAACCGCAGCUGUUUUCCGCAAAAAGCCGAAGCUCCUUCUGUGCUUCUUGUCGCAGAGGGUUCUCUUUGGGAGGUCGACCUACCUAGCGAAUGGCACGAAGAGGCGGCCGAGACCCACGCAGAGAUGUACGAGGUCACGCCAGAGUACGUGAACCUGCUUACUGCUCCGACAGAAAGCUACCUAUGUGAUUUGGAGCACAACAUCUACAACCUUCAGUUUGUUGAUUUCAGAAUCCGGUCGUUGGACGAGGGCAACGAAGGGGUGCUUUUUGAUCUUGGUGCUGGCGACCGUCCGUCUCCGAUUCCACCAGAGCUCAGCGAGAACACCGGCCGAUUUAUCCGGUACCAUUUUGGUCCCCAGUUCCUCGACAUCCAAACGAUUGGUACAACUCUUGAGUUCACCAAUGGUGACUAUGAGGUGCAAAACUUCCGAAUGAUCGAGCGACAUUACUUUCGUGAUCAGCUGAUUACUAGCUAUGACUUCACGAUGCCCUUCGUAAUCCCGAACACCAGGAAUACUUGGGAGAUGAUUUAUACCAAACCGGAGCUCAGUGACGAGUGGAAGGAAGCACUGAUCAGUAGCCCCUGGGAAGUUCGAUCUGAUAGCUUCUACUUUGUCGACGGGCGCCUCGUGAUGCACAACCGUGCAGAAUACAACUAUGGGUAUUGA